Molecule: messenger RNA, 1539 nt
Organism: Oppiella nova
Lineage: Eukaryota; Metazoa; Arthropoda; Arachnida; Sarcoptiformes; Oppiidae
Source: the annotation of a GenBank genome assembly
AUGGACGACCCGUUGAGUGCUGUCGACACCUCUGUUGCCGAACAUAUAUUUGAUAAAUGUAUAGUGGAGUACUUAUCGAACAAAAUCCGGAUUCUAGUCACCCAUCAAAUCCAAUUCAUACGAAAAGCCACACAAAUACUGGUCUUAAGUCCAGAGGGCCGGUGCCUGGGGUUGGGCUCAUACGAUGAGCUCCAUUCUCAGGGCCUGGACUUCAUAUCAAUAUUGAGUGACGCGGAACGGGAGGCCGCGGAUCAUAAAGCCGAACCCGACAAACAGGAACGGGAGCUCUUGAGGUCAUUCUCUAAGAAUAGUUAUGACGCCAAACAGACGGAGACCCUCCUGUCGGAGUCGAUCAACGACAGGGCCCGGAGGUACUCCCGGAGCCCAUCUGUCGUUCAGAUCGAGCUCUCGGACAUUAUGGGCGAUGAGGAGGACUACACCCUUGAGCCCAAGAUUCAAGAGGAGAACCGGGAGGUGGGCUCUAUCGGGGGACACGUCUACUAUGAGUACGUGAAGGCCGGUGCCGGACCCGUACUGCUCACGAUAACACUGUUCACGACACUUGUAUCUCAGGGUAUAUUUCUUUACUCCGAUCUAUGGCUAACCAAAUUUACUGGCAAAAAUCAAAAGGCUAAUGCAAUUGACCAGGACACACAAAACUUUUACGUCUACGUCUACUCGGGACUCAUUGGGGCCCUGUUUGUGACAUCCCUAUUGCGGGCCAUCACGUGGUUCGUGAUGUGUAUGCGGGCGUCCGUUAAUCUACACAACAGUAUAUUCACGCGUCUAUUACGGGCACCGAUAGCCGUGUUUGACAACAACCCCGUCGGUCAAAUGCUAAACCGAUUCUCGAAGGACAUGGGUAUUGUCGACGAAAUGCUUCCGUUCACUGUUUUACGAAAGUUAUUUGAAACGAUUGGUAUUAUAAUAACGGUUGCCAUUGUCAACAUCUACCUAAUCAUCCCGGCGAGAAGUCCAUUGUUUACUCACGUGAGCACAACCCUGAAUGGGUUGGCCAGUGUGCGGGCAUAUGGGGCACAGGAGGCCUUUGAGCGCCAGUACUAUGUCUACCAAAAUGACCAUAAUGCCACCUGGUUCCUAUUUGCAUGUACGUCCCGAGCCCUAGGCCUUAUUCUCGACUGGGUAUGUGUGGGAUAUUUAGUGGCCAUAGCCGUCGUGAUGAUGGUAUUCCCCGAACAGAUUGGGAACGGCGGUAGUGCCGGACUGGCCCUCACGUCAGCACCAAAUAGUAACAAGAUACCUCCGGGCUCGGCCCUAACGAUGACCGCAGAAAUCCAAUGGGGAGUCAAACAGUCGGCUGAGAUGGAGAGUCAGAUGACUUCAGUCGAGAGAAUCAUAGAGUACUCGAGACUACCACAAGAGGCGCCGUUAGCCUCGGAUGACAGACACCGACCCCCACCUGACUGGCCAUCCAAGGGUCAGAUAGAGCUGAGGAAUGUGUCUCUCGUAUACGAGGGCUCAACCAAACCGGUGCUGAAGAACCUGUGCUGUAGUGUGAAGAGUGGCGAGAAGAUAGGU